Messenger RNA from Suillus subaureus, 1227 nucleotides. RefSeq lists its product as uncharacterized. The record is from RefSeq and is a predicted model, not a curated record. Bases 1 to 1227 code for a protein of 408 amino acids. Lineage: Eukaryota; Fungi; Basidiomycota; Agaricomycetes; Boletales; Suillaceae. Gene Ontology annotation, molecular function: metal ion binding. Gene Ontology annotation, cellular component: nucleus. The transcript is spliced from 5 exons.
AUGGCCUCGACAUCGGACGCAGCGCUCAAGGAAGAAAUUGCCCGACUAACAGGUGCCAUUAAUCAACAUAAAUCGACUCAGCAAUCCGUUGGAUCCUUCUCAGCCUCAAGGAGCAAUGCAUAUUUUAAUCCCAAGUACAGACCGCUAGCAUCUUAUAGACCCUCCGAAUAUCAGAAACCAGCAAUAAAAUUCAACCCCCCGUCCACAAGACCACCCCGUCCACCUCAGGCCUCGUCUACUCGUGAUGUUGUUAUCGAUGGCGUGACUUUUGAAUCGUCAACCAGAUCUCUCGUGCGCAAAGAUUUGCCAAAGGCUCCAUCAGUUCCACCCAAGGCUCCACUUCGGUCAACUCCCCAGCAAGUAGAUUUCUCCAGAACAACAACAGGACACUUGAUCCCGGCUGGCCGUGCAUACAAACCCAAGGCCUCCUCACGGGUUCGUCAGCGUCGCCCAAGAAACCGGAACAUGACUCUAGAUAACACUCGAGGUUCUCAACAGUCCGUCCACCGAUCAAGUCUCUGCUACAGAUUGAACCUGAUGACAUCUACUAGACGCAGAAAUAAGCGCAUGAAAUACCUGGACAAACCCUGCCCCCGCUUCACAACUACGGGUGCCUGCAGCCGCGGUCUGACUUGCAUGUACCAGCAUGAUCCUCACAAGAUCGCCAUCUGCUGGAACUUUUUGCAUGGAAACUGCUCCAGUACGGCUGAAACCUGUAACCUCUCACACGACCCGACCCCUGAAAGGACGCCUCUCUGCGUGCAUUUUGCCAACAACGGACGAUGCACUCGAGAAAAUUGUCACUUCCCGCACGUCCGUGUGGGACAGCAACACGGCGUGUGUCGUGACUUCGCAGUACUUGGUUACUGCGCCAAGGGCCUCGACUGCGAGAUGCAACAUGUCAGAGAGUGCCCAGACUUUGCUGAGAAAGGAAGCUGCUCGACAAAAGGAUGCAAGCUUCCACACGUCAUUCGUGCCAACCGCAACCGCAAGCCUCCAGCGCCAACAGCCUCACUGACUUCGGAUAUUGCUGCUGUUACUUCUUCCACUCAUGCCGCGGUCGAGGAUGCCCGGCUCGGGGAUGAGUAUAUUUCUCUUAUGUUCAAUGAAAGUGAGGAAGAAAGUGAUGAUGAUGAUGAUGACGAAGAGGAGGAUAACAGUGGCGAGGAAGAGGGCUUAAGCCCCACCGAUGAAGUAGAUGGCUCAGACGACGGUCCAUUGACCUGA